Molecule: messenger RNA, 3585 nt
Organism: Clupea harengus (Atlantic herring)
Lineage: Eukaryota; Metazoa; Chordata; Actinopteri; Clupeiformes; Clupeidae
Gene: smpd2b
Product: sphingomyelin phosphodiesterase 2b
Molecular function (GO): sphingomyelin phosphodiesterase activity
Source: RefSeq, a predicted model, not a curated record
CCAUGACUUAGAUACUCUGUAGUUUAUUAGCAAUGGAAAUAGAUUUUUAUUUAGAUUUGGGGUUAGGACUGUACUCACUGACAGGUCAUAUUAGGCCUACAUAACUAGGCCUACUGAUAAUUUGAUGUCUAAUCUGAGAAAUGUCUAGUUAGAAAACUGGGUACUAGGACACAACAUGGGUGAAAAAAUAAAUGAUAUAUCAGUUUAGAUGCUGACAGAUCCGGGAUAACUACUAUCUGGGUUGACUCAAAAACACCAUUACUACAUCUAAUCAGUAGCCAAUAAAUGUUUCUUGAUAGCCUGACAUAAACCUCACAAAUUCCAUUUGCACUACACUAUAGUGAGGAGCCCUUAAUAGGUUCAGAGGAACAGUCCACCUCAUUUGGCUACAAAUCCCAGUAUCCUCUGCGGUCCCCUCGCCCCGUCACAGGUUGUCCACAGUUGAAAAUGAGGAAGGGAGUUUUCAGCCCCCAUUCAAUGAAGAAAGUGACACACUGACUUGCACGAUCACAAACCACAACGUCUUUUAAAGUCUUAUUUUGGUAAUCUCUAUUGGCAUUUGGUUCGCUUUAUGGACUCGUGAACCUGUAACGUUAGCCGAGCUUGCUAGCUGAUUAGCUAACGAUAGCUAGCCAACUGUUUACGUGAUUUCUCAGGACAAGUAGAAGAUCUAUGCUAGGCAUGGGAUUUGAAGUGAUUUUCGUCUCCGCAACUGCACCAGUAGCUCCUUUGUAGGGUGGGUUGCCGUGCCAACUUCAGCUUCUGCUGUCACCAUGGCAACCAGCAAGUCUAUGCAUCUGCGGGUCUUCUCCCUCAACUGCUGGGGUAUCCGUUAUGUCAGUAAGCACUGUGUGGAGCGUUUCAAAAUGAUUGGAGAUCUGCUGAGCAGAGAGGACUAUGACAUUGUCCUUCUUCAGGAGGUUUGGAGUGAGAAAGAUGUCCUCUACCUGAAGAAAACUCUCUCCUAUACCCAUCCAUACUCCCAUCAUUUCAAAAGUGGAGUCAUAGGCAGUGGGCUGGCCGUCUUCUCCAAGUACCGCAUCCAUGAUGCAUUUCUGUACCGCUUCUCUGUGAAUGGAUACCCCUACAAGGUCCAACAUGGAGACUGGUUCGGAGGGAAGGCUGUUGGAAUGGUACAGAUGAAGAUCGGUGGGUUGAUGGCCCAUAUCUACGUCACACAUCUUCAUGCAGAGUACUGCAGGGAGAAGGAUGCCUAUCUGCCCCAUCGAGUCGUUCAGGCCUGGGAACUGCAGCACUUCAUCCGGCACACCUCCAGAGGGGCCGACCUGGUCAUCCUGGGGGGCGACUUCAACAUGCACCCCCAGGACCUGGGCUGCCGUCUGCUGCGGACCUCCACCGGCCUGAGGGACUGCUACACGGAGACGGACAAAUUUGACGGCUGUGAGAAUGGACACACUCUCAUAGCCAACAACCCCUUCAUCAAUGAGAAAGAGCUGCGCCCUUUUGAGAAGGGCAUUCGCAUCGACUACAUUCUGUUUAAGGGGUCCAAGCGUGUAGAGAUGAAGUGUGAGUCUCUGAGCACUACCCAGGGGUCGUAUCCGGGUCGGGCCUUCCCCCUGUCGGACCACGAGGCCCUGAGUGCCCAUCUCCUGCUGGUGCCCUCGGACCCGGCCAGCCAGCAGGGGGAGCCAGAGAGCGGCAAGGAGAACACAGGUAAGCUGGCGGAGCUAGUGGACCUGGUGACGGAGGCGCGUACAGAGGUGAAGGUGGGGGUGCACUGCGCCCAGCAGAAGCGCUACAGCGCGGCGCGCACCGGCGGAAUGGGGCUGGCGCUGCUGCUGCUGGAGCUGGCCAUCGCAGCGGUGCCCUGGCUGGCCACGGCGGCCGCGCAGCACCCCUUCCCGCGCGCCUCCUUCUACCUGCUGGGGGCCCUGUGCUUCUGCCUGCUGCUGUGCGCCGUGGUGCUGUGGCUCUUCCACAGCACCGAGCUCAAGGCCCUGCAGAGCGCCGACGACCACAUGAGGCUCGCCGCCGCCAGCCUGCAGGAGGAGCUCCGGGGGGCGAAGACGCCGCCCCCACAACACGCCCACGGGGAAAACCCCACCAAUCAGGACGCCUGCAGUAAGGAGGACUAAGCGUUAGCAGGAAAGAUGGGGUGUUUUUUGACUCCAUGACCGAAUCAGUUGAAAACCGGCUCUAAGACCUCAGUGAAAGCUCCUGACUUUGCGUAGAUGCUUGGAUAUAAGUGAUCAUAUCAUUUGAUAUCAGAAUCCUAUAAAGUACUACUCUCUUGACUGUCCUAUUUUCCCUAAGUAUUCUGUGUCUCAGGAUAUCAGAGGGACCAAUUUUCCCCUCCAGCUGCACCAGUAGCAGAGUGAGACGUCUGAAUAAACUGCAUUAGUAGCAGAGUGAGACGUCUGAAUAAACUUCAUCAGUAGCAGAGUGAGACGUCUGAAUAAGCUGCCUCAGUAGCAGAGUGAGACGUCUGAAUAAGCUGCACCAGUAGCAGAGUGAGACGUCUGAAUAAACUUCAUCAGUAGCAGAGUGAGACGUCUGAAUAUGCUGCCUCAGUAGCAGAGUGAGACAUCUGAAUAAUGAGUAAUGUGAGCUUAGAGGCUGGAGGACUAAAUCUCCUGUCACCCUUUUCACUCAAAGAAGCCCUGCCCUCCUCAGGAAUGAUGUGUGUUACCAUGGUGAUAGAAGCAGACUGUCUUACUUCUCCCGUUCAGCCCUCUGAUGCUGCUAAUGUGGUAAUGGUCCAAGACUGUUUUACCUCUUCCACCAGCCUCCUGAAGUUCCCAUUGACUUCUGUUCCUGCGUCCUGUUUAAAGCCCUGCAGGACAGCGGCUCUUUGGGACAAGCCAGCAUUCCCCCCCCCCCCCCCCCCCCCUCUACUUUCCUUCGCUGACCUCCCCUGCCUCCUAUCCCUUUCUCCUGCGCUUCAUCAUUUCCUCUUUACGAAGCUCACCGCCACCGUUGAUGACAUCAGAGUCCUUCACCCCCCCCCUGCUCUCAUCUCUGUCUCUCUUCCGUCUUCCUUUUCCCCCCCUCCAUCUUGUCUUCUCUACCCCUCUAUAUCAUACACUGUAACCACUUUUGAAUACCCACUUUCAUCCUGUUUGUGUUUUUAAUAAGUGGUAUCAUAUGGCUUGUCUUCUAUGUGCUUUUUCCCAGUUCCACUCAUCAUUGUCUGUGAGAGUUGUUUUACUGUCAUUUGCACCAAACUGAUCAAGUUUUGGCACGCAUCGUGGUUCUGCACUUACGGGAAAAUGAAGUGUCACGCGUCACAGCCUCCUUUGAGAACACGCGUCACAGCCUCCUUUGAGAACACGCGCCGCAGCCUCCUUUGAGAACACGCGUCGCCGCCUCCUUUGAGUGCAAGUGAGGACUCAUCAGCGGCACCCACAUUUUUGACAACUGAGCCAAGUGACUGAUGCAGAACACCUAGAACAGCCGAAAUAGAAUCUACCACAACUAAAAUGUUUCCUUAAAAAUGAUGGCCAUAUUUUUAUGAUGUUGCAGUUAUUUCAUUGUACUGUAGUCCUAAUAAUAUGUUAUUAUUGUACAUAUCCUAUGUAAUGAAGGACACAUUUAUAAAAAAUAAAUAAAUAAUGAUUUCUUGUA